AUGGUUAACAUGGACGACAAGCCAAACGGCUCAACAGCCAGUAAUGGCAACGGCAACGUUACGACCAAUGGCACGACCAAUGCCACGAUCAACGGCACUGCCAACGGCACUGCCAACGGCACGAUGACUCCAGAGAACAACAACGAGCAGCAGCAACAGCAGCAUCUGACGCCGAGCUUGUCGGCUCUGUCUUUGUCGGAGAUGACGGUGCCAUCGUCGCCAUCGACGGACGAGCGGGCGGCGCGGCUGCGCAAGAUCGUGCCGGAGGAGUUUAUCCUGCCUAACGGGCAUCCGGAUUACCUGCGCCUGAUCCUGACGUCGCGGGUGUACGAGGUGUGCAAGGAGACAUCGCUGACGCACGCGGUCAACCUGAGCAACCGACUGGAGUGCAACGUGCUGCUAAAGCGGGAAGAUGAGCAGCCGGUGUUUAGUUUCAAGCUGCGUGGCGCCUACAACAAGAUGGCCCACCUGGACCCAGCCGAGGCGUGGCGCGGGGUGGUGUGCUGCUCAGCGGGCAACCACGCGCAGGGGGUAGCAUACUCAGGACGCAAGCUGAAGAUCCCGGCGACGAUUGUGAUGCCCGAGGGCACGCCGAGCAUCAAGCACCUGAACGUGUCACGGAUGGGCGGCAACGUGGUGCUGCACGGGGCAGACUUUGACGCGGCCAAAGAGGAGUGUCUGCGGCGGGGCACGAUCGGGCUGGAGCUGCUGCGCCAGACGAACAUCCAGCGGCUGGAGGCGGUGUUCUGCUGCGUCGGUGGCGGCGGUCUGAUUGCGGGCGUGGGCGUGUACAUCAAGCGGAUCGCACCGCACGUCAAGGUGAUCGGUGUGGAGGCGGCCGAUGCGAGCGGGAUGGCACAGUCGCUGGCUGCUGGUCACCGGGUGAUCCUGAGCGAGGUCGGCCUGUUUGCCGACGGGGCCGCAGUCAAGGCCGUGGGCGAGGAAACGUUCCGGAUCUGCUCCGAGGUGGUGGACGAGAUCAUCCAGGUGUCGACAGACGAGACGUGCGCGGCCAUCAAGGACGUGUUUGAGGACACGCGGUCGAUCGUGGAGCCAGCCGGCGCGCUGGCGCUCGCAGGCCUGAAAAAGUACGUGGCCCAGCACCCGUCAGCCGAUGGACGGCGCUCGCUCGUGGCCGUGACCAGCGGCGCCAACAUGAACUUUGACCGGCUGCGCUUCAUCGCCGAGCGUGCAACCCUGGGCGAGGGCAAGGAGGCGCUGCUGGCGGUGCGCAUUCCCGAACGGCCAGGCUCGUUUGCCGAGCUGAUCGAUGCCAUCAUGCCGCAUGCCGUGACCGAGUUCAGCUACCGGUAUGCGUCACCGGCCGAGGCCAACGUGCUGCUGGGCCUCUCGCUCACGGCCCCGGCAUCACAGCGCAGCCGUGAGCUCGUCAGCCUGCUCGGCCGCAUCACCGAAGCCGGCAUGCAGCCUACUGACGUAUCUGGCGAUGAACUUGCCAAGAGUCACGUGCGCUAUCUUGUGGGCGGCCGUUCCGCCGUUGCCGACGAGCGCCUCUACAUGUUCAACUUUCCCGAGCGCCCCGGCGCCCUCAACGCCUUUCUCGCCACGCUUCGGCCCCGCUACAACAUCAGCCUGUUCCAGUACCGCAACGAGGGCAGCGACAUCGGCAAGGUCCUCACCGGCAUCCUCUGUCCGGCCGCCGAGGUCGCCGAGCUCGAGAUCUACCUCCGCCAGAUCGGCUAUCCCUGGGUCGACUGCACCGAGAGCGCCAUGUUCAAGACGUUCUUGCGGACGUAG
Grosmannia clavigera kw1407 is the source of this 1758-nucleotide messenger RNA. Its product is annotated as threonine biosynthetic enzyme. Gene Ontology annotation, biological process: L-threonine catabolic process. Gene Ontology annotation, molecular function: pyridoxal phosphate binding; threonine deaminase activity. Bases 1 to 1758 code for a protein of 585 amino acids. The record is from RefSeq and is a predicted model, not a curated record. The transcript has 3 exons. NCBI's taxonomy places the organism in Eukaryota, Fungi, Ascomycota, Sordariomycetes, Ophiostomatales, Ophiostomataceae.